AUGAUCCUCAGACGCCCUCUCCUCAACGCGACAGCCGCAGUCUCCAUACCAAAGACAUGCGUGCGCAACCUCCAGCACUCCAUCCCCAUGCGCCCCGUGCCCAAGCCCAUACCCUUCAUCCCGGACCACACCGCCUUCCUCAGCGCCAUCGGCCGCGGCCUGUCCGCCCACGCAACCAAGAUCCCCUCGUGGGAAGCCCUCUUCACCCUCACAUCCCCGCAACUAAAAGAGCUCGGCGUCGAGCCCGCACGCUCAAGGCGGUAUCUGCUCCACUGGAGAGAGAAGUUUAGGAAUGGCGAAUAUGGCAUUGGAGGCGACUGCAAGCAUGUAUCGGACGGCGUGGCGGAGUUGCAAAUCGUGCAAGCCCCCGUACCACCAAACCCAACGCUCGGAAACACGAUUAGCCCGAGAUCCGCAGCGGCGACGGCCACGCAUGAUCCCGGCACGAGGAGAUUCGUCGUCAAUGUGCCCGUGGGUGCUGAGGCGCCUGAUGCACCGCCCGAGACAUUACCGAGGGUGCAAGGCGUGGUUGUCAAGGGUGCGAAGACGAUCAAGGGCAGUUUCGUGGAGCCUGUGAAGGGGAGCGAUGGCCUGAAAGCGAGGAUAAAGUUAAAGGAGGGCAUUUGGGAAGAGCGGAGGGGCCACAAGGUUGAUGGUGGUGAGAGGAGGAAGGCGGAAGUCAGGGCGAAGAGGAGGGCCGCCGAGAAAUAAGGAGAAGGCAAGGUAGAGCGUAUGGAAUGAGAAGAGCUCUUGACCUGAAAGAUCUGGGGAUUGGACAACAUGUGUUUUCCCCCUGACUGUGCACAGCAGGAUAUCUUGUGCUAGUAUCUUUCCACGGUAGAAUAUUCAAUGGUAACAUCUCGCCUCA
Messenger RNA from Parastagonospora nodorum SN15, 868 nucleotides. RefSeq lists its product as hypothetical. Gene Ontology annotation, cellular component: mitochondrion. Bases 1 to 711 code for a protein of 236 amino acids. Lineage: Eukaryota; Fungi; Ascomycota; Dothideomycetes; Pleosporales; Phaeosphaeriaceae. The record is from RefSeq and is a predicted model, not a curated record. The transcript is spliced from 2 exons.